Messenger RNA from Hordeum vulgare subsp. vulgare (domesticated barley), 996 nucleotides. Its product is annotated as NADH-quinone oxidoreductase subunit B 1-like. Gene Ontology annotation, molecular function: NADH dehydrogenase (ubiquinone) activity; 4 iron, 4 sulfur cluster binding; quinone binding. The transcript is spliced from 2 exons. Lineage: Eukaryota; Viridiplantae; Streptophyta; Magnoliopsida; Poales; Poaceae. Gene Ontology annotation, biological process: mitochondrial respiratory chain complex I assembly; aerobic respiration; electron transport coupled proton transport. Bases 112 to 777 code for a protein of 221 amino acids. The record is from RefSeq and is a predicted model, not a curated record.
CCGACUGCGAGAGAGAGAGAGGGAGAGAGAGGUCGGAGAAGCGAACGCCCAAUCGCCCACGCUUCCACAUCCCCCUCCACGAGGAAAGGAAGGAAACCCUAGGCAACGACCAUGGCGCUGCUCCCGCGCACGGCCCGGCUGGCCCUCCUCUCCGCCCCUCGGACGUAUUCCGCCGCCGCGGCGGCGGGCGCCUCGCCGACCCCACCGGCGCCCUACGCGGGCGUGCCCCCGCCGGCGGCCGGGUCCAAGGCGGCCGAGUUCGUGGUCUCCAAGGUGGACGACCUCAUGAACUGGGCGCGCCGGGGCUCGAUCUGGCCGAUGACCUUCGGGCUGGCCUGCUGCGCCGUCGAGAUGAUGCACGCCGGCGCGGCCCGCUACGACUUCGACCGAUUCGGCGUCAUCUUCCGCCCGUCCCCGCGCCAGUCGGACUGCAUGAUUGUCGCCGGCACGCUCACCAACAAGAUGGCGCCCGCCCUCCGCAAGUCGGUACCAAACUCCCUCCUCCGUAGCUGCUCAGAUUUCCAUGCGUGCGCCCGAUUUGGGGUUUAUGACCAGAUGCCCGAGCCACGAUGGGUGAUUUCGAUGGGAAGCUGUGCCAAUGGUGGUGGAUACUACCACUACUCCUACUCUGUUGUGCGUGGAUGCGACCGCAUUGUUCCGGUGGACAUCUACGUCCCUGGGUGCCCUCCAACUGCUGAGGCCCUACUGUACGGGGUUCUCCAGCUCCAGAAGAAGAUCAACAGGCGCAAGGAUUUCCUUCACUGGUGGACCAAGUGAUGUGGUGGAGUUUGUUACUGUUCUGGCUUGUUAUUUGUUUUUUUAUUCUGCCUCCUCAACUGAAAUAAGGACGUGCAAAACUUACUCUUGUUUGUGUCCGGGAGGAUGUUGUAUGCCUGGGCUAUGCCGAUGAGCAUGGACUCUGUGUACCUGGUGUUGCUGUAACUGGUUUUUGUUCUACAUAUUGUAAUACACCUCGAUGACUUGGUUGUGUAUGAA